Molecule: messenger RNA, 10429 nt
Organism: Galleria mellonella (greater wax moth)
Lineage: Eukaryota; Metazoa; Arthropoda; Insecta; Lepidoptera; Pyralidae
Exons: 17
Coding region: 910-6435 (1841 amino acids)
Source: RefSeq, a predicted model, not a curated record
UAAAAAUAAAUACGGAAACAUUCGUAUAAAAAUAUUUUGUUAUGUAUGGAAACUAAAAAUACUCCAACACGUGGUCACGAGCUGAAAAUAUCUUUGACUCGAUGAUAUAUUUGUUUCAUACUAAUUCCCUACAACUGUUAAUGAUAUCAACUAUUACUUUAUAGAUUGAUCCAUUAAAUAUAAAAUCACACUGUCAUGUCGUAAAGAGCUCGCCACAAAUCAUGGCCAUUUCAGGCCAGGUAUUCAGAAAAUGGCGUCAUCCAUCGACUAAAGGUUUUACAAUCGACAGAUAGAAAGGUUAGGUCGCGACAACGGCGUCGGCGGCAGAAGCGAUAGAGGGACAAACGGGGGUCGCCAGUCGCCACUAGGCACGCCUCCCUCUGACCUUUAAAAACAUCUCCCGCGGGAAAACGUAAUCGCGCCGCAUUACCACGCGGCGAUAUAUCCCUGAAACGGUCUCAUAACAUCGAAGCGCUCUCGGUUCCACUCGAAUGCGGAUUAGCGCUUAUUGCGAGCGCACCUGUCUAGGUGGGCGAAGCGAGGCGCGCACUGCUGCAAGCAGCCGGCGCGACGGCGCGUCCACUCUGCGCAUGCGUACUGGCCGCUAUUAAAAAAUGAAUUCCUGGUUCCCGCACUGUGAGCCGUACGUUCACCGACGCCGCCGCGUUUCGCUCGCUAUUUUUGCGCGGUGAGGCCGGGACCGCGCCCGAGAUCGCGUAGCGUCGAGAGUGCCAGGGUGUGGUCGUGUGAGAGUGCAGUGCGUACGAGUGGCCGUCUCAUGCGGUGAGGGCGCCUCGCCACCGGCAGCGCCAGGAGCGCCGGGCGGUGAUGCGCUCGGCGGGCUGCUAGCGGCCGCGGCAUGGCGCGCCGCGCCGCCCGCGCCCGCGCCCGCCUCAUCACUAACACACCAUGAGUGACUUGCAGGCUACCUUCGAGUUCUCCGUGGAACUGUACAAGUUCUACAAUGUCGACCUCUUCCAGAGAGGGCUUUACCAAGUACGCGUUGGACUACGCGUAUCUCCAAAGGUGCCGGUCCACAUCGAGGCGUCGGUGUCGAGCGGCAAUGGCUCCGCAAGGACCGGCAGACCGACCACUGCUGCCUCGCUCAUCGGAGGCCUGGCUGCAUCACGAGCUUUCCAGAUUAUGUACAGAAACGAAGAGGUUACGUUGCGAGACAUCAUUCAUUUUAGAGCUCAUUUGCUAGUCGAUAGCCGAAAUUUAAAAGAAUCCCUGGAGCGCGCGGAAUGGAGCCUUGGCGUAGAGCUAUGGUGCAGCGAAGGGGCUCAGUCCAGUACCCUAGCACCUGUCUCCUGUCGCGUCCUUAAACUCCACUUCCAACCUUCCCAAGGUUUACACUACCAUCUCCCAGUAUUAUUUGAUUACUUCCACCUCUCCGCCGUCUCCAUAACCAUACAUGCGAGUCUCGUCGCUUUGCAUCAGCCAUACAUCAAGAAAAGUAUCAUGCAUUAUGUACAAAGCUGCACCCCGCGUUCAAGCAAGCAAUGGGGAAAGCUGAUGAAGAGUGCUGGCGCAAACUUUAACACGUCAGGAAGCUUCGAAAACGUACUCUUUGGCUCUACCGGAAAGUGUGCGGGGGGAAACUCAAGCAAAAUUGCACAUGCAAGACAAGUACAUGCUGAAGUAUGCGGAAUUCUACUGGGCAGUUUGGAAGGACUACAAAGUGCUUUAGCAAUAUGCGGCUCGACGGGAGUGCUGCUUACUCCUGAGCAGUCGUCUUCGAAUUCCGUCGUUGGAGAAGUGGCACAGAGAAUAAAAGAUCUCAGUGAUAUCGGCAAGAAAGCAGAAGCUGGGGAGGAGGAGGAAUGGGCAGCGGGUGCAGCUCACGACAUAGCACGACUGUGUGCUGAGGUGACACUACGCUGGCGAGCUUUCCUGCAUCACACCACAGAUCGUCCGCAUGUACACCACGCGCUUGCCGCCAGCCACCAUGCGCUCCGAAUCAAGCGCUUCUCCGAAUGCUUCUUUGUGUUGGACAACCCAAGGCAUUCAUUAGCUGGCUGCUACGAUAGCAACUACCAGUCCUACCAAAGCGUAGGGGAAGUAGCAAGGCGUUCAAGAUACCUCGCCCUUCUGCCACCGUUACCUGUACAUUGUAUAGCACUAGAUGGCGAUCCACAUAUAAUGCCCAUCAUAUUUGAAGACAGGUAUCAAGAUACAGCAGAAUUUGCAAGACGACGAUCAUUUCUUAAUUCAAAUGCAAACAAAUCUGGUAGUGAUCCAUUUUUGUGUACUGAAUCACUGCCAGAUGAUUGUGCAUGCAGUAUUAGUUCACUGAUGGAUUCAAGGAGGCCGUCAUCCGAAGCUUCUAGAGUGACCCUUACUUUGCCUAAAACUAUAAUUGAUGUUCUUGAACCCCAAUUUAAUGCGCCUAAAUCUAAUCCCAAUAUUGUUCAAGCGACUCUAACUUUAGCCCCUCAAAAAUCAGCUCGUGGAUCCCCUAAAAGAGCAUUGGUUAAACAAAACGUUAUUGAACUUAACAAACCGCAUAAUAAGCAACUUGAGAUAACUGGAAGAAACAGAUAUAUAGUUCAAAAUAAUCAAAUCAGUGAAAUUCAAUUACCACCUAAUAACGCUUUUGCAUCAUGCUCUAUCCAACAAGGACAACAAAUGUCUCGAUACUCUACAUCAACGCUAAUAGAUAUUAAUUCAUUAAAAAGUAACAUAAACGUCGCAUCGCAUUUAGGAAUGGAUAAUACAAAUCCGAAUGAAGUGUUUCGUCAAAAACAUGAAAUCACUAGUGGAGUAAGCACAUUACCAGCCAGACAUAGCAAAUCAUUAGAUCAGUUAAGAGUAUCACAAAUGUCUCAGCCUCUUAGCAAUCCUGCAAUGUUGUCGAAAAAUCCAAGAAAUAGUUCUAAUCAAUCUGUAAACUAUCCAAAGCCGUAUUUACCGCCACAACAAAUUAAACCUACUACUCUUCCCCGUAGCGUCACUACUACUGCCUAUCCCACCAAUACAACAGUUAGAUGCGGAUCUAAAGGAGAUGACUAUAGACGAAAUAUUAGUGAAUUCAGAGAAAAAUAUAAAAAUCCAUGUAAUCUCAACAUUAAUCACCACGGACUAAAUAAUGAAGUAUUUCACAAUGUAGGAUAUAAGUAUGACGGAAUAAUGAAAUCCAAUCCUAACCAAGUGUACGGAUAUACAUUCGGUAAUCAGGGUACAGUGCAAACGAAUAAUGUUAUUCGUAAUCCAUUAGAAUUUCAAAGAGGCUAUAGUGUAAAUUUGCCCCGUCCUAUGUUGCCUCCACGUAAUUCUUACCCACCUGUUAGUGGUAAAACUCAAGUGACUGAUCAAAAUAAUUUAGUUUCUAAUAAACAUGUUCAUAGAUCAAAUUCUACCCACGGUUUUCAUCAAAAUAUCGAUAGUCAACAUAUCGAUAUCGAAGCUGCUCGUAAUCAACUUAGACACGAACUUAAUUACUAUUUACAAAAAGGAGACUGGAGUUAUGAUUUUAAUACUGGUAGUUUGAUUCAAAAUUAUCAAAAGAAAUCAAGUAAAAGUAGUGAUGAUAGCGGAUUUGUGAUGACUUUAGAUAGAAGCAGUGAUGGAACAUCAAAAUCAAAUUAUUCUAAAACCCCACCAUCUACACCACAUUCUACUAUGCCUUCAAUAAGACAUAAAAAGAGCCGAUCAAAAGAAUCAAAAUUAAACAACAGCUGUAAAGAGAACACCAAAUUAAAUUCAAGCCGAGAUUCAUUAAGUAGCCACCAUUCCAUUAAAUCAAGAGAUAGCAAAUCAGACCGCCAGACAUCUAAAUCUGAACGAAGCACACCAAAAUCUGAUAGAGCUACACCGAGAUCCGGUAAGGGUACUCCAAAAUCAGGAGGUGUCACUCCAAGAUCUGGAUUGGCUACACCAAAAUCGGGUAGAGCUACACCUAAAUCAGGAUUAGCGACUCCAAAAAGUGGUAGAUCUAGUGGCAAAACAGAAAAGAGAACAAAACACAGAGCUUCUGAAAAAAUGACUCAAUUAAUGUCGGAAGCUGCUUCUUCGUCCAGCAAUGAAAGUAUACCAUUUGAAUUAAGUAGAUUAGAAUCAUCAGCUAGUGUACCAUAUAGCCUUGAUCAUGGUCCAGAAUUACUGCGACACUGUAGAAGUGCUGCAUCUGUUUUAGAUGAGCCAAACCUAAAUAAUACUUUUGGUUCUGAAUCAUUGCCAAAUUUAGCACCACCACCAGCUUUUGAAUCCCCGCCACUAGAUAUUGCAGAUAAAGAUUUCAAAAUAUUACCACCCGAAAAUUUUCUCAAUAAAGAGGAAAAAAGAAGUCGUAGUAACUCAACAUCUAGUCUAAGUGAACAGAGUGGAUGGGUGUCGAGCGGUCGCAGUUCCGGUCCAUCAACACCAGAUAAUGCCAGUUGUCAAUUAAAUCAAAAUUAUCUCCCUAGCACCUCAAAUGCAUCUAAAGUUUCAAGUAAGAAAUAUAAUGAUAAUGUCGAACACCGCAGUGAAGAUGAUGAACUAAUAAGUGAUUCAAAACAGACUCUGAAUGGAGAACAAUUACGUGAAAGGUUACUAAAAUUAGCUCUAAAAGUAGCUCAGAACUCCAAUGAGAAAAUUGAAUGUUGUGAUAAAGAAGUCUGCGAAGAGUGUACUAUAUGUAGUGAUUCAAUAUGCACGGAUAGUCAAUGUGAAUAUAAUAAAUUAAUGCACAGUAACGGCAUAGAUGCUGGAUGUAACUCAGACACGUGUUCAGCCAGUUGUUAUCAACAACGUUCAGAACCAAAUGUAGGAAAACUAAAUCAAAGGCACAAUUCAUUUAGUGCAAUUCAAAGCAAAUCAUUUAGUACUACAUCAAAAAGUUCAAAUGAAGGAUCGGUUAAAAAAUCACAAACUGUAAGUGAUAAUCUUCAUCCUUAUAUUCGUAAAGAAGUUGCUCCUAAAUUACAACAGAUACCUGCAAAAUCUAACUCAAUAGACAAAACAAAACUAAGAGACAGGAUAGAAUAUACAGAGAAAUUGAUAGCGGCAGAAAUACGAAGUUUGACAGUUGAACGAUCUUGCAAAAGUCAUGUGCUGAAAUCAAGUGCUGGCGUACAGAAGUACCAAAAUAAAGCUCGAUCUGAAGUAGACUUAGCGCAUUUUAUUGGCGAUAACGAUUACGAGCAUUUACCACCUCCUCAACAAUUUCGAGAUGCUCCUCCACCUCCUGAUGAAUUUAAGGACCCACCGACAAAAUCUCCUAAACUAAGUAGACAAAGCAGCAAAUCCUCCACACCUUCUAAAACUCCACGAAAGCAACCAGUACAACCAUCAACUUUGCAAUUAGACAACCCAUUGUAUCACGUGUGUGAAGGUAUCAUGGAAAGACGAAAAUUGAGACCCCUACAAUCAGUAAGCUCAGGAGGUGCCACGCCGGGAACCACACUUAACAAAAGUCAAAGCACUGGAGAACUUGCUAAUAGAAAUGAUAAUGAGCAACGUGAGAGUAACCUCGUUAGUAUUUUCGGUUUGGCGGAAUCUGAACGCCUAUUUGUGAAGUGCAGAGAAGAGUUCCGACAAAGUGUCAAGUAUCCAGGAGCUAUAUACUCCGAUUUCCCACCAGUUGAGAACUCCUUGCCUUACUUUCAUAUCAGCGAUGAGUAUAGAAUGUUCAACCCUGAAGGAUUACAUCUUAUCAUCUGCGUCCAUGGUUUAGACGGAAAUGCAGCUGAUUUACGACUUGUAAAAACCUACUUAGAAUUAGGUCUACCUGGAGCCAAAUUAGAUUUCUUAAUGUCCGAAAGAAAUCAAGGCGAUACGUUCUCCGAUUUUGAUACUAUGACAGAUAGACUUGUGCAAGAAAUUUUGACCCACGUCCAAAAUUCCAGCGAACCAGCUAGAAUUAGCUUCGUAGGUCACUCAUUAGGAACUAUUAUCAUCAGAUCAGCGCUAGCAAGGCCUCAAAUGAAGCCCUUCCUAGGGAAAUUGCAUACUUUCUUAUCUCUAAGUGGACCGCAUCUUGGAACACUUUAUAAUUCUAGUGGCUUAGUUAAUGCUGGCAUGUGGUUUAUGCAGAAAUGGAAAAAAUCCGGCUCUCUCCUACAGCUUUCUCUCCGUGACGCAUCAGAUCCUCGUCGCUCCUUCCUUUAUCGAUUGAGCGAAAGGAGUCAACUGCAUCAAUUCAAGCACAUCUUAUUGUGCGGAUCUGGCCAAGACAGAUAUGUGCCAUUGCAUUCUGCCAGAUUGGAGCUUUGCAAAGCUGCUGCCAAGGAUACGUCUCUACUUGGACAAGCAUAUAGAGAAAUGGUGCACAACAUGGUGUCUCCGCUGGCGGGGCGGGCGUCGACGGUGUCGGUGGUGCGGUACGACGUACAGCACGCGCUGCCGCACACGGCCAGCGCACUCGUCGGCCGUGCCGCGCACAUCGCCGCGCUCGACUCCGACCUCUUCAUCGAAAAGUUCUUGCUGGUCUCCGCGCUCAAGUACUUUCGAUAGAAGCCUUACAAUAUUCACUUGCGUACGAUUGUGUACGGUAAUUCAGUUCCGCUUCUAUACUAUUAUAAUUUGUUUCAAUACAUCUUAAUGAAAAGGCUUACUAUAUAGGCGUAUUUAGGAACAGAACGGGUAAGCUGUACUCAUCUCAAAAUUGUCUGAUGCCCACCCCAGGAGCAGAAACACAGCUUUUAGCAUGAACAAAAAUAUGUUUCAGUGUAUGUGUCUUAUUGGAGGGGUCAAGCCCCCCUGGAAAAUAAUAUUAAAUACGCGAAUUGAUAGAGGCUUCAGAAUAGUCUUUUGCAUACUGUAACACUACAGAUAAUAUUACACUAUACUAGUAAUACCGUUCAAAUUUAUACUUUAUAAUCUGUUUCAAUAGAUCUUAGUGAAAAUGUAAUCAAGUUUUAUAAGAUUUAUCACAGAAACACUGUCUAAAUGAAAUCGAACCAUUCAACUAAUUAAUCCAUUUUUAAUUUGUACUACUAUUAGACAUCAAUAAAAAUAAUGAUCGGGUCAAUUAUUCGUUUGCUUACAUAUUGCUUAUUGUCAUUAAGAUCUAUUCAAACAAACUCGAGAACCUAAUAAUAUUAAGUCUACACAAUUUGAACAACUUGCAUUUGUUUGUAGACACGGGAUAAUCUCCUACACUCCAUCUUUAUAAACCCUUAUUUAGAAUUUAAAAAAGCCAAAGUAAUACAUCUAUGACGACUGACGUUUGUUAAUACACCUAUAGGAAUUAAAAAUUAUUUUCAAUUUUAGAACAUUGAUCUAUGGAAAACACUUCGUUUUAUAACUUUCGAAUUAUUACCAUCCAAUAAAUUAGGCCUAAAAAAAUUAAUAUUAUUGCGAGUGAUUUCUGGAAUGUUAGUUUAUCUUAUUUUAAAAGUAUUUAUUUUUUACCUAAUAGAAAAAAUAAACGUUUAAUUAUGCAAUAAUAGCUACAUAACUCUUUAUUCUGAUUACAUUUUAUUCUCAAUUGAAUUUAUGUACCUACCUACAAAUAGGUAAUAUGGAAAAUAUAUAUUCAGUCUUUCCCCUUGUUUUUAGCCUGCCUGUGUACAAUCCACUGACAUUAAUGUUUUCAACUUGGGCAUUCAGAAACUAUUUUAAUGUAGUUGUAAAUCUAAUGAUUUAUAAUCGUUCAAAUCCCCAACAGGACAAACAAAUAGAUUCCAAAAAUCUUUCUACAAUACAGAUCAAUUAACCUGUUAUUUAAUUCUAGUUUAACAGAUAUAGAAGGUAUUUUUCCUUUAGAUAAAUUAUUUGGCAAUCCUGAAACGGUCUCUUCCCACAUUUUUACUAUCACUAACACCGUUAGAGCGUUUUCGUUUCUACGUUUUUUCAAUUUUGUUUGCAACUUUCUAAAUAUUUUUUCUGUCCACCAAGUCCUACAGGAAUAUAAUGUCCACUAUCUAUUAAAUAGAUACAUUGAUAAACUAAAACCUAUAUUUACGCUAAUAUUGAAAUUUACAAAGAGUUGAUAGUAAUGAACUUGUACGUCACUCAUGUGGUAAAUAUAGGAAUUCUGUACAAAAAAGACUUGUCUACUAUUAAAAAGACUGCUCGACACUUAUAGUUAAAAAAAAAAAUGACUCAUUUUAAUGAAACCAUUUUUACAAAUAAACAUAAAAUUAUAAAAAUCUGUGAUUAUGCGACGUUCUCCCUAGCGAUUUCCUAAUGCAAUUGAAAACUUAAAUUACUUGGAUUAUUUACUGUCAUAAAAUGAUUUAAAUGUAUCAGAUUAACUAUACCUGUUUUUUUAAAUCGAUCUAGAUUAUAUCAGAAGCUUUAUUAAGUUUCAUCUUCAUCCGUUAUAAAAUACGUCCUCUAAAUAAAAUUGGAAUCUAUUUAGAUAUUUAAAAAGAUUUAUAUUUAAAAGAUCAACUUCUGCACUCAAUACCUUCUAAGAAACUAAUAUGGAUAAAUUUUCAGACUAAACUAGUACCCAAAUACGAUAACUUUUGGUGAAAUUUGUAUGAUCUCAAGAUUAUCUUUAUCAACAAAAUUUAUCCAAUGGAAAACUUAGAUACAUUUAAAAUAAGAAACUUUUUCUAGAUUACUUUAAAUUUUAUAUAUUGGAUAAAUAAACUUAUUUUAUGUAGACACCUAAGUUCAUACGAUUGCAUUAUUACCUUUCUGUCGCAUUUUACGUUAAGCAUUUAUUUUAUAAAAAUAUGUAGGACAACUUUUCUUUGGCGAUCAGAAAUGUGAAACUUAAUUGUCUUUCCAUAAAAUUUAAAAGUUAACCUAAUUAUUUUUUUUCUAAUUGUGUUACAAUAAUAAUGGAUCGACAUAAAAAUCCUAAAUAUUGUUGCAAUAAACAAAACACCAGACGUACUUAUUCUAUGUACCUUAUAAAAAAAUAAAGUAACAAAACAAAAUUUGUAUUAGUUAGGUUACUUAGGAAUAUUUCAUUAUGGCCUGUUUAACGCAGAAAUCGAAAUUUAUUGAUAAGUUCACUUCUUGAGAUAUUUUAAACAAUUAAUUGAACUUAAUAUAUACUGCAAUGCUGGUAUAAUAAAUAUGACCCCAGGGUCUUAAUUAUAUAACAAAACGUGAACAACUCUCGUUCGAAGUAAAUUAAAACUGAUAGUUUUUCAAUUAGAGAAUUGUUAGAAACUUUCUAAUCGAGUCAAAAAUGAGAUAGUUAAGAUUGUAACCAUGGUAAAGUACCAAAAUAAUUAUGUAUGUUUGUAUAUAUAAAAUAUUUAAAAGUGUAUAGAAUCCAUUUAUGCACGAUGUAAAUAAUAAAAUAUUAAGUAACAUAAUGAAAUUAAAAAGGAACAAAUCUUUCAGAAUACAUAAACGAAUACUCAAUUGAAAUGAGGAUUAUACAGACAGUAAGAUCUGAAUAUUCAUAAACUUAUAAAAAUAUAAUAUCAAAUAUUAACACAAGCAAAACUAGAAGAAAGCAAAAACUUAUUACCGUGUCCUCUAAAAAGGUAAUUGAUUUCUGUAUUCAGAUCUACCUGCUGAAAUUGUACCUGCUGAAAUCGUACCUACUGAAUCGCAGUAAUUAAUCAAUUAACAACUUUUAGUCGGAAAAAAAUCUUAAGUACACCGAUAAAGUGACUAACUUGCUUAGUAAAAAUUACCAUAACGACUUGUGAUAGACAAAUCUUCAUCAUAGAUAAAGAUCUAAACGAGGGAUAAUGAAAACCUCAUUGAUAUUUAUAUAUACUUUUUUAUAUAUCAAAAUAGAAUACAUAAAAAUUUGAUUACAUAAAAUUACAUUGCAUAACAUAGAAAAGGUUCUAGUAAAAAGAACAAAAAAUUGUAAUCUCCACGGACAAAACUCCUUCCUACCCGUAAGCCAUAAAAAUAUCGCAUAAUUGAACAAAUUAUCUAUUCAUAAAUAAAAGUGUGAUACUUCGAAUAGAAUUCAUCUUGUAGAGUGAUGUAAUGAAGAAUAUUGGGAAUAAACAAUGAAACAACAAUUUUAAUUAGAAUUAAGGCGGAUCUUUACACCAAUUAGUUAAGACAACUUAGCGAAUAUAGAAUACAAAUUACUUAGAUGUAUAAUGUCUACAGGAAUAUGAUCUUACUUUACUGGACAGAAACCUUUUUUGUCCAAUAGGUGUAAGUAAUGGAACACUUACAAUACGAGGCGCCAUUUAUAGACACAAAUGGCCGUAUUUUAAAGGUGUAGUCUACUUUAAAAAGUAAUUUGAAACUUCGAAUUAAGAAUCACUCUUAUAAAACUUCUUAGUCGUGGAACGUACUUGAAAUGACUUGAACUUGAGGACCGUCUGUUGCAUCGCCUCUUACUGUAAAUGUUCUAUGUAAAAAUUCUUUUAGCUUACAUAUGACUACACUGUCAUUAUCAUUGCUCUUUGGAAUCGUAAGUUCCUACCUACUUUUGUCGUCAUGAUUAUCUACAUAAAUACGAAAUAUAUUUUAAUUUGCAGCCAAUUCAUAAUUAAUUCUAAGGUUUGACACAAAUAAUAAAAUUAUCAUUAACAUCACAGUAGGUAACCCAUAUAUAUAUAUAUAU